Molecule: messenger RNA, 2250 nt
Organism: Ruditapes philippinarum (Manila clam)
Lineage: Eukaryota; Metazoa; Mollusca; Bivalvia; Venerida; Veneridae
Product: integrin alpha-9-like
Exons: 16
Coding region: 79-2130 (683 amino acids)
Biological process (GO): cell-matrix adhesion; cell adhesion mediated by integrin; integrin-mediated signaling pathway
Cellular component (GO): external side of plasma membrane; integrin complex
Molecular function (GO): integrin binding
Source: RefSeq, a predicted model, not a curated record
GCUAUCGGAGCACCCUACGAAGAUGAUGGAACAGGUGCCAUAUAUAUCUAUCCAGGAAUUGGAAAAUGUAAAUGCGAAAUGAAGGACCCGUUCACCCAAAGAAUAGCUGGUCGUGAUCUUGACAUUGGUUUACGAUCGUUUGGCUGGAGCAUGUACGGUGAUGAAGAUAUUGAUGACAAUUCUUACCCAGAUUUCGCUGUUGGAGCGUAUGAAUCAGACACUGUGUUGAUGUUUAGAGCGAGGCCAAUAGUCAAUGUUGUCGUUGAAAUUGAAAUGACUCCAAAUCCAAUACCUUUAACUGGUUCCCUUUUAACAUGUUCCACCGAUAAUGAAUCUCUCUGCUUCACUGUUAAAGUCAAGUUCCGUUUUGACUAUGCCGGGAGUAGGAAAGGAAAAGUGGACAAUGUCUACCUGAAUUGGACAUUCGAUUCUGACACUUUACAUAAGAGCAAAGAAGGAUGGAGUAGGGUUUCAUUUACAUCUUUUGAUAAACAGGACAUUAUUACUGAGAACAUUACACUCUCCGGACCCAGGGUAUACAAUAAAACGUAUAUAAUGAACGUGAAGAGGCAUAGAGGAAAACCGGAACCGAAAGAUCCCUGGACAAAUGUUCGCAUGGAAGGACGUUUUGAGCUAAUACCUUCUAGGGAAGACACUUUUGAUGACCUUGAUCCGAUCCUUUCGAAAGACGUUAAUACGCUGAUCAUUGAAGAUACUAAAUUUGACAAGAAAUGUGAUAUCAGCACGUGUACAUCCGACCUUAGACUUCAAGUAGAAAUGUUUCUGCUUAGAGAUGGCGUUGUACCUACACAUGUCCUUGAUGAUACUGUUUUAUACGUUGAUGCAGCUAACAUGUUACAGGUAACGACUGACGUACUGAAUCUUUUGAAUUCAUCUUACAGAGCUAACGUAAGUGGAGAGGUUUCAGCAUUGAUGAAAAGAGAUGUAAUUUCGAACACUGACCUGAUAGGAGCAAGUUGCAAGUACGAAUCUCCUCACCAAACCAGCACGAUUGUAAAUUGUACCGCAGACAGUAGGCUAGAUAGAAAUGAAAACAUGAAGAUCAAGAUGUACUACGAUAUAAGUAGGCAGUGCCUUAUUCCAGGAAUGGACCUUAAUAAAAUGAAGGAAGGCGUACAUAUUUCUAUGCUUGCUGACCAGGCUAAUUUAGACGUUGACACUAGCAACAAUGACUUCAAAAGAACAAUUUUAGUGAAGCUGAAAUAUGCUGUACAUAUACAGGCAGACAAAGAAAAGUCCGAUCAGGUAAGAUACAAGGCUGACGAAAAGAGCACACAUAUGCUUCGUUUGAUUCAUAGAUACGUCGUUACAAACGAAGGACCUAGUUUUCUUCCGAAGACAUACGUUAACAUAACAAUACCACUGGCAAAGGAAGAUGCAGAGUUUGUUAGAAUUGUGGAAUUGCCUUCUGAAUGUGUGUACAACGGAACAAUUGUAUUUGAGACUUCUACACAAGCAUCAUCUACGGCGAAAGCAACAAAAUUCUCACUUCCUCCUGACACAAAACCAGAAACGAGACGAAGAGAAGCGGAACAAUCGGCACAAAGUGCGAAAAGUACUGGAGAGAAAUCAGAACCGACAUCCAAAGCUAUGAAUAUAACAUGCAACGACGACUUUUCUUGUGAGGUAAUAGAAUGUGAAAUACUAAAUUUGGAACACAAUAAACAACACAUCAUUUAUAUCAAACUAGAUGUUUUUGAAAAUAAACUUGCCAAACAAAAGGAAUUUCUUGAAAUACAUUACGCAACAUACGCAACCGUUACUGAUCCGUUUAUAUGGUAUGGUGGAAAAGUUGUUCCGUGGAAUAAAACUGUGUAUGCUGAGAAAUGGACAACGUUUGUUGUAGAACUUACAUCUGAUGUAUCCGUGAUGGUCAUUAUGGAUUAUUAUGGUGGUGGAUCGAUGGGGAUUAUAAUAGGAAGUGUUUAUGGUGCCCUUGCUGUUCUUGUCAUUAUUAUCAUAAUUCUUAAGAAGUGUGGAUUCUUUGCACGGAAGAAACACAAAGAGGUCCAAGAAUGGAAGCGCGCCACUUUAUACAACCGUAAGAGUGUCAGAUUGUCAAAUAACGAAACACAACCUUAUUCCGCAAUUGAGGAGACAGAAACUUAACUUACUAGUGUGCAUGCACAUUUAUUACGUCAGUUGAAAUGCUAGUCUUUAAAUUCGUCCUAAUUGAGUGGUUUUGUUUUAAUUUGAUACAAUUUUCGUAAAUAAACUGUAGAUACAUUU